Owenia fusiformis is the source of this 1670-nucleotide messenger RNA. The record is from the annotation of a GenBank genome assembly. Lineage: Eukaryota; Metazoa; Annelida; Polychaeta; Sabellida; Oweniidae.
UUUCAGUUUCGAAAAAUGAAAAAAAGUUCGUCCUCAUUUUAUCUAUAUUAAACGAAUAAUUGCGCACAUAGGCUGUUUUUAAAUCGAUUUGAGUAUUAAAAAUAGCUAUGAUGGAUAAAGAAAAGCAGAAAUAUUUGAUCCAAUUGAUUGACUUAUUUCUUGGGGAGUGUAAAGAUGAUGAUGUCAUGGAAUGGUACGCUGAGGCAAAGGCAGUUGCUAAGCAGUAUAUUUAUUCAGAGGGGCUUCACGGAACCAAAAUAGAGUCUCCAAUCCAGCAGCUCUUUGUACUACUUCGAAGUUGUCUACUUGCACAUAGAUGGGAAGAUGCAGCAAAAGUUUUGAAAACAAUGUCCAAAUACCCUGAAGGCACAAGUACUGCUUUAUGGAGGGGAGGCAUGGAAGUGUACUAUCACAGCUCAUGCCAGGGAAAAGAUGACACAAUAAGACAACUAGUCAAGCAUCUCAAGGGACUGAUUGAUCUUAGUGGGAAAGAGGUUAUACUAGAGUAUGUUAUGUUUUUGCUGAGUCAGCAUAAUAUAGAAGAAGCACAACGAGCUAUGGAGGAUCUUCCGAAAGAGAUGCGCAAGACACCAACAGAACACUCAAGACAUGUCAAGAGUCUUUGGCAAGGCUACCAGGGGUUACUAGUCUACAUAUCUUGGUUGCAGGCCAAACAACGCUUACAGAGGGCACGAGACCAGGACCUUCCUGAGCUCAUUGAAGAACGAGAGGAGCAGAUGACUCUGCUAGCCACAAAGGCUGUCCGAUAUUUCCAACAAAUCACAAAUACACAUGGAGUUUGGGAUAUAUUUGUCACCAAACAUGCUGAGUUGCUUGAAUAUCAUGAGACUGAAGGUGCAACUAAACUAUUGGAGGAUUAUCGUGAAAGAAACAUGGAUAACCCAAAUGCUCAUAGAUAUCUCUAUAACAACUUGAAAACUCGUGGUGCCUCACUUGAAGACAGAAUUUCAUGCCUAGAGAAACUGGUUCAUCUUGUGCCAUCUGAUGACCAUGUUCUGGAGUAUCACAAUCUGCUGGAGCAACAAGGAAGUCCUUUGGCAGAAAGGCUGUACUUGCUGUUUGACUUUGUUGACUAUGACUGCUGGAGAAACCACUCAGAAGCAUGGAGGACAUUGGCGGACCAACUAACUGGCGCUUUCGAAAGGAAUUACGAAGCAGAAAUGAGGGCUGUGAAAGAAUGCUGGGAAAUACGGGAAUCCUGGUGGCCAUUGUACCAGUUCAAAACUCCACAACGACGUAUUGACUCAGCAACACCUUUAAGAGAGGAUGACUCCACAAUGGAUUGGAUUGGACUCCAAGUUAGCAAGACAGUGGUUGCAGUUCUCCUAACUGGAACUGGAUGUGGCCUCUAUCAAUAUGUGAAGAUGCUGUCCCUCGAUUCAAGCCAGGUUGACGAGCUUUCCCAGGCUGCAACACUAUAUAAACAAUACAACAGUGUCAUGGAUGUAACUUGAGAUUACAUAUAUUACACUAUGGAAACCAAAGUGUGCAAACUAGAAGGGACACACCUAUCAGCUGUGUACCAAUGCAACAAGAAGUUUGGAGUAAAUGUUGUUAAGGAGAACAAGAUUGGACUGAAAUACAAGAUGUCCCUUGGUCAUCUGAGGACUAAUAUGCCGGAUCAGAAUAUUCCCGGUCCGUACAUAUGG